This is a messenger RNA of Chlamydomonas reinhardtii, 3730 nucleotides long. RefSeq lists its product as uncharacterized. The coding region runs from base 158 to 2809 and encodes 883 amino acids. The transcript is spliced from 10 exons. NCBI's taxonomy places the organism in Eukaryota, Viridiplantae, Chlorophyta, Chlorophyceae, Chlamydomonadales, Chlamydomonadaceae. The record is from RefSeq and is a predicted model, not a curated record.
CUGUUUCAGACACAGACUUGGUAUACAUAGAAAUCGCUAUUCUUGACUUGGAAAUAAGAGAAACCGUCGUUUCGUGCCUCACUCCGCAAUGCCACUUUGCUCUAUCACGACUGUUGUGGCUUGUAAAUGCGCAUGAAGCCUUGGGCAGACGUCAGAUAUGGGCGCGGGGUGCUCGUCAGAGGGCAGUGAGGCGGUCGCGACAACUCCGUCCGAGCUUCCACCCCGGCCAGUCUACACCGCGUGCGACCUCGUCAGCAGCCCCGAUUUUGAGGCUUUGCACAUUGGUGUCAUCGACACGCUGUUCGAACAAUGUCAGAAGUUCGGGGAGAGCGUCUGCGCGCUGAAUGCGUCCUACCAGGGGCUGCUGCUGGACGUGCGCGUUGCGACGGGCCUGCUGCAAGGCGGGUUUUCGGUGGCAUUGAAAGAGACGGUGAACACCGACAUAUUCUCCGUAGAGCUGCUGACAGCAGAUGGAGGGCCCCUGGGGGUUGCCGAUGCAGCGCGGCUCAGAGCGCGGGACCUGAAAGGGCAGGGCCUUGUCACAGCUUGCGACGCCAACCUAGCCCGUUGCAUUGACGGUCUCGCCGACUACUUCGUCCGCCACGCGGGCGCACCCAACAUGGGCCUGGCCCUGAGCGCCACGGGCGCGCUGGUGCCUCGCGCGGCGCUGCAGGCGGCCGCCGGGCAGCCGGUGCCGCGGCCGGACCCGGCCGUGGAGGCCUUCAACGGCGCCGUGAGCAACAUGCGGGCGGCACUGGGGGCAGACUAUCUGCUGGCCUUGCACCUGCACAAGGCCCACGCCCACGGCAAUCGCGCCUUCCGAGUGCGCUUGCUCAAGCCCGCCGGCGCCGUGGGCAGCCUGACAGCGGUGGCGGCGCCGCCGCCCGACCAGAGCGCUGUGGGUCUGGGCCAUAUUCCGGGCUGGGAGCCGGUGACGCUGCUGGAUCAGGCCGCCUGCCUGAACGCCGCGCGCCUGCAUGACGCGCUACACCUCUACCACGAUGCCAACGGCAGGCUGGCGGCGGCACUGCAGACCUCGGGCAUGACGCAAUGCCGCGGUGCCGUGGCGCUCGCCUCAGCACGCAGCGUCGGCCUUGCAGGCGAGCCUGCCACAGCCGCCUACUCCGCAGCCGCCGCAGCCGCAGCCGCCGCAGCUGCGGCCGCCGGCCAGAAUGUAAACCAGGCGGCGGCGGCGAAAGCCGCCGCAGCCGCUAGCCGCGCGGCCGCGGCCGCAGCCGCAGGUGGCGGCGGCGGCCAUGCUGGCAAGCGCAUCGGCGAUACCGCCGCCGCGGCGGCGGUGCGCACGCUGCCGCCGGCGUACCGGCUGCUGAUGUCGCGCAGCGUUGCCAACCUGAACGCAGCGGCGCAUGCGCUGACGCAUGCGGCGGCGGCGGCGCCGGGCCCCGCCAGCUUUGCGGCGCUGCUGACGCACGUGUUGGGCGAACUGCGGGAGCUGGUGGCGGAGGCGGGCGGCGACGCGGCGCUGGAGGCGUACCGGCCCUCGGCGGCCUUCUCCGCCGCGCCGGACCACAGCCUGGGCUUCAACCUGGAGCCCCGUCUGGAAACCGCCGGCGCGGGGCCGCCGCCCGCCUUCCCUGACUGCCUCAGCCCGCCGGUCCGGCGCGGCUGGCUGCUGCUGUGUGAGCUGCUGCGCACCCACAACGCGGUGGUGCGGCAGCUGGAGCCGCUGGGGCAGCUGGCGGCGGCCUUCGAGGAGGCCAUCAGGCGCCGCAUAAGCAGCAUCGGCGACGACGCGGCGGCUCGCGGCCUCUCGCUGAAGGCCGGCAGCGCGGCGGCGCGGGCGCUGGUGCGCAACGCGGCGGAGUUCAAGGGCUGUGUGGGCGGCUGCCUGGAAGUGCUGCGGGCCACAGCGGGCCUGGUGGCGGCGGAGAUGGCGGAGGCGGCGCAGCUGGCCAGCGUGCAGUGCGGCUUCAUGUCACCGCUGGCCUGGUCCAUGAGCAUCGCCUCAACCGUGGCAGGUGGCGGCGCCGCCGCUGCCGGCUCGGUUGCCAGCACCGCCACCGCCAGCCUCACGAACAGCAGUCUCGCUGCCAACUCACUCAGUGGUGGGCUGUCACCCAUGCCCGGUGGCGGAGGCGGCGCGCGACAGACGCCGCCGUCGCGGCGGACAACGGGCGUCGGCGCCACGUCUACCGCCAGCCGCGGCCACCCCAGUCACAGCGGAUUCCUGGCCGGCGGCGGCGCUGCCGCUGGCGGUGGGACCGCGCUUACAGACCUGGAGGCGGACGGGGACGACGCCAUUGUGCACUCACAGCUGCAGAAGCAGCCGUCGCGGGCGGCGGCCGGCAGUGCUUCUCCAAGUCGGCGCAAGCUCGGUGCCUCCACGAGUAUGGGCGUGGGUGUGGGCAGCGUGUCGCGUGGGCGCAGCCAGAGCGUCAAGACGCGGCACGCACACAUCCAGGAGGAAGGGGAGCAGGGCCCGCAGGGGCACGGACACGGACACGGGCGCGCAGCGACGGACAGAGGCAUGGCGCAUGGUGACGCCGGCAGCCGCAGCAGCAGCGGCGGUGGCUGGGUGCCGGUCGCAGCGGUGGGCGACGGCGCGCCGGCUUCGCCACUGGGGCCAGGGGCGCAGCGCCCGGUUGGCGGCAUGCUCGGCGGCAGUGCCGACGGCGCGGCGUCGCGUGCGGCGUCCAUGUCGCGCCCGGGAACGCAGGGCGCCGGCGGGGCGCCGCGUAGGCAGCAGGCGCAGACGCAGCAACAUCAUCAUCAGCAGCAGCAGGGAGGCAGCCUGGCAGAGGAGUACGCGCGCAGCGCGCUUGCGCACCUGCGACUGCAGGACCUGUAGUGCGUCGUGGGAUUGCUGCGGGCAUUGGAGGGAAAAGCAUCGUGAUGGGUACUGGGUAUCGGGUAUUGGCGUUGUGGGUGCGCGCACGCAAGCGGUUCUGGUGCAAGGGAGCGGUGUGUACGAGGCAAUGCAAGGAUGCGACCGCGGGGCCAGGAGCGAGGCACGCAUUUGUGGGUGUGGGUGUGGGCACUUCAUACGUGAGAGAAGCGGGAGGCAUACUUGAUGCCGUGCACAUGGCCAGGCCCAGGCUCUUGGGGACAUUGCUAAUUUGCCUUGCCACUAAGACUGUGUGGCAAAUGACUACGGUACUGUACCAAUUCUUGCUUGGCACUUCAUCACGGGGUUUUAUAUGACUCGGUUGCGAAUGCGUGCAAUGUAAGCGCAUUGCCGGCGUGUGGGUUUGUUUUCAUGUUGUCCCCGCAUCUUCGUCCGUGGGCCAAGUACACCUUUGACUUUCGGUUAUGAAAGCGGAACUGCAUGCGUUGGUGACAGUGUGAAACCAAACACACUAGGGGGGCUGCAUUUUAUUCUGGACUCUUUUAUUUUGGACUUGCCGUAUCGGUGAAUGGCAUCCUUCCUAUAUCGCCUUCAUCGUGAUGCUGGGUCACCUGAUAGGGUUACUGCUUGGCGAAUAGCUCUGACAACGGCAGGGUGCGCACCUGUCGUAUCACGGUAUCGACUGUCGAGGGCAAGGCCGAGAUGCUGUUAGUGUGCCAGCAGAUAAUAUUGCCGCGUCUUUUACCGUUCUUGAAAGUGGCGCGGCCAUCAACCUGUUAGGGGAUGGACAGGGACUCGAAUGGCUGUUGAGUUCAUGGCUGUGGCGCUGUGAAGAGUGGGGAAGGGUGGCGGGGCGCGCGCUGAUGCAGAAGCUGUCGUGUGUCAGAGAACACGAUAGACGAAACCUUGUAAGCGGUCUUUCCC